UCUGACGAUGCCGGGAUGCUGUCACAGAGUUUCAUACCGCAACACGGGAGUACACAUACGGAACCCAAAGGAACCAAACGUGCGGUUGUUAAGUUCUUCGUCAAACAUUUUAUUGAUGAAUUUAUGAGUUACCCAGGCAGCAAUCAACCAGGCGUCGGCUUUGGCCAGGAGAUUCCCACCGUGAAGUCUUCACCACACUUUGACCCGAGCAGUGAUGCCUCUUUACUGAGGAAAGCUAUGAAGGGCUUUGGUACUGAUGAGGCCGCCAUCAUCAAUGUCCUUUCUCACAGAACCUCAGCUGAGCGUCAGCAGAUUAUGCUCAAGUACCAGCAGGCUUAUGGAAGGGAGGAGGAGAAGGGAGACGACACUAAGAAAAACCUCACCGGGGACUUGAUUAAGGACUUGAAGGGUGAACUGAGUGGCAAGUUCGAGGAUGGGAUCAUUGCCCUGAUGACACCGCUGCCCCUCUACCUGGCCCACGAGCUGCAGGCGGCCAUGAGCGGAAUCGGCACCAACGAGAGGACCCUGGUGGAGAUCCUGUGUACUAGGGAUAACGCUUCUCUCUUGGAAAUCAAGAAUACCUAUCAGCAUCACUACCGCAAGAGGCUGGAGGAGGCCCUCUGUGGAGACGUCUCGGGAGACUUCCGACGUCUCCUUAUCUCCAUGUGUGCGUGCAGCAGGGAUGAGAGGAACCACGACCCUGCCCUGGCUAACACCCUCGCACAGCAGCUGUAUAAAGCAGGUGAAGGGAAGAUGGGAACUGAUGAAGGGGAAUUCAAUCGUAUCCUAUCUUCUUAUUCUUACCCUCUACUGCGCUGUGUGUUCGAGGAGUACGCCAAGAUCAAGGGAAAGAGUUUUGGAGAUGCCCUGGAUUCUGAGCUCUCUGGUGACUUGAAAAUUGGCAUGAAGGCAGUCUACUACACCAUCCAGAACCGUGCUGGAUACUUUGCCAAGGCGCUGCAUGAUACUAUGGCAGGCAUGGGCACAAAUGACCGGGCACUCAUCCGGCUGGUGGUCUCCCGUGCUGAGAUAGAUAUGGGCAACAUCAAGCAAGAAUAUCAGAAACUCUACAACAAACCCCUGGAAAAAGACAUCCAGGGUGACACUUCAGGAGACUACAAGAAGUUGCUGCUGGCUCUUAUUGGAGCCUAGGGGUUAUGAAUACACAUACAUUAUUUUCCUUUUAACUUCUUCUUUUGAUUAUCUGCAAGGACAGAUUUUUAAUGACCUGCGGUGUUUCAUUAUCCAGAGCGACAUUUCCGGAGACUUCAAGAAGAUAAUCUUGGGCUUGGUUGAAGGCUAAGAGUUAUCAUUCUUACCCUUCCCUACCCACUCCAGACACCAUCAGAGAGACCAUUGCUGAUGAUGCCUGCCACACUCCCGCUUAACCAUAUAUUAAUUAGCUUUUUUAUGAGAAACUUUAAUUAAUACCAACAAAGUGCUGUUCAAUUGAUUAUCUAAUAGAUUUUUAUGUCUGUGUGUGUAUAUACUUAUGAUUUAUGCAUACAUACAUACAUACAUACAUAUACAGUACUUCACUAUACUGUACACUGUAUACACCUACUGUACUUUUAAUCACACUCAUAAAGGUGUGUUUGUAAUGUAUACAUAUAUACAUACAGUACUGUACUCAUUUAGACUUAAAUAUAUAUGUACACUUACACAGUACAUACUGUACAUGCAUACUCGUAUAUACACAGAUACAUUUACACCUACUUACCUAUGCACACACAUUCAUAUAUACACACAUGAAAAUAUGCUUGUACUGUACAAAGAUAUUGAUAUGGAUGUGUUCUCAGUUUUGUGCAUGCUUUUGUGUACAUGUAUAUAUAUUUUUAAUAUAUGUACUGUACCCAUAGUGUGUGCUGAGAUGUGUGGUUUAUAUGUUAAGGCAGUUGAAAUAAGCAGUAUGAGGUUUAUUCCCAUUUUGUCUACAUCCGAGUUAUCAUUUUUUUUUCCUUCUGUUUACGCUGGAAAUUAAUAAUAUUCCCAAAAUGUGGAUUAAUAGUUAUUACUUGAAGUGCCACGUAAUCCCUUAACUUACGCUAACCAGACUUGAGCUAACCUAACCUAACUUGAUCUAAUAAUAAAGUGAAUUAUUUUCUCCUUUCCAGUUAUUUCAUGUUUUGUUGACAUUGUAAACAUGAAAUAGUGAUAAUAGAGGUAAUGGAAGUACUGUAGUAGCCAUUCUGAGUAAAUAUAUUGAGAAUAGACAACAUGUUUGUAAUAAUUGCAGUGUACACAGCCUUUACAUUUCAACCAGCCAACAGGCAAAUUUGACGUCAUCUAUUGAAGCGAAACUAUACAUCUUGUUUUUUUAGUAACGAGAGAAAACCUUGAGAAUAUCUUGACAUCCCGUAAAACAGAGUCCUAAGUCCUAUAAACUCAUACAAGAGUCAAACAUGAUGGUAACAUAUACAGGGUAAGUCCUAGUUUGGGGAAGGACCCCCCCAGGCCCUCUCCCUCAUUCCCUCCCUGUUUUCCAAUAUUCCUGUUUGCUUUCUACUCUAAAUAAAUGAGAAGGCUUAGCAUAAGUAAAUAAAUGUUACUAACUGAUUAUACAAUAUACUGUGUUUGUUCAUUCUGGACAUGGCUAAUCAUGGUAACCAUUGACCAUAUUUGUUGCGUAAACUCAGACUAAGCAUUAAAUCUCUGUAAUUUGCAGUUAACUUAAUUACUAAAUAUUGAGCUGACACCCUUAAGCUUAUAACCAUUUAAAAAAUUAGAAUAUAAACCCUAUGUUCUCUCCUGUAAAGCAUAAUGUUAAAACCUGAAAAAUUUGGAAUAUAUCAAAAUAAUAAUCUUUAUAUACUAUUAGCCAAUGAUACAUUUAUAGUGUUUUGUGCAGUAAUAUAGUAAUUAAUAUUAUCAUUUGAUGGGGUGGCGUUGAUUGUUGCUUGUGUACUUAAUGUUUGUUGCUGCUUUCAAGUGGCUCAGUAGGACUUGUACUGUACUAAAUCCCAUGUAGGUUAGCUACUGUUUAAUGCAAAAUGCUUCCUAAGAUGCAAGUUACUAACACAUAAACUUCCAUAAGCUUGCCCUAAUAAUCUUAUCCAACCUCGUAUUCCUUCAUUGUAUUACAGUGAAGGCACAUGAGCCGCACACCCUGCCCAAGGUUAUCUUUAGGUCUCAAACAUUUUGUCUUCCUAAGGGAGCAUCACUUUUAAGGGUGAAGGCUAUGAGUAUUAUCUUCCAAGAGUUUUUUAUUUUGUCAUUUUCUCAUAAUGAGAAAUGUUAAGUUUAACAUUUGUCUCAGUGUACUACAGUAGUUCCUUGAUACUAAGCAGUGCCUUGAAUACCUGGCCAGUGUUCCUCUUGCUUGUAAGAGAAACGAACAAGCUUCAUUUGGCAAAUUAUUUUCUUUUUACUUAUAUUACUUAAUUUGUAAAAAAAAAAAAAAAAUAUACACUUAGGAGUGUUACUUAAAUGUUCUGAUUGAUGUACUGUACUGUAUUACUAGAGUAGUUUGAUGCUUAACUGGCACAUUAUAUAUUGAUUGUUUAGUCUCACUGCCAGAAUUAAAGAAUGACUUUAUUUGGUAUAUACUGUACAUGGUACAAAAAAUGCAUGUUGAUAUAUUAUAGUUUAUUGCAAUCACGCUUGGAGUAGUAGAGUGCUUUUCAUGAGUACAAAGUAUUUUUAUGUACAAGUGAUGUACGUACAUCUCAGUACAGUAUUGUACUUAUUUUACCAAAGUACUUAUAUAUGGUUCUUGUAAACAACUUGUCAGUUGCAGGUUUCAUUAAAAUUCUUGAUAAUCUGUUAUUUGUCUUUUUUUUUUAUUCAAAUUUUAAGGGCAAGUCAAAAGCGAGUCAAUAAAGUAUGGAAACUCAAGAAAAACUUGUGUGUGACAUCUUUGAUAGGAAAGCUGCUCUGUUUCAUCACAGUAGCCAUCACUAGGAAGCUUUAACUUCAGAAUAUACAGGUAAUUUCAUUAUUACUAAAUCUUGUACUGUAAUUUAGACCUUUUGAGCAAUACUGUAUUCAGUUCCCUGAGAAUGAGUUGUAAGACAGCUGUAGAGAUCACUUUUCAUUGUACAGUAGUUAGUAGCAGUAGUACAGUACAGUAUUGGGUUAAGGGGCUGUACAAUACACUAUCUCCAAAACCACAAUUUAUUUUUACAAGUUUUAGAGAUACACAAAUUACAGAUGUGAAUAUAUUAGUAGAUUAAUUAUUUUUGUGUGUGAUGGGGAUUCUAUUUUAGUUAUUCAUUAUGCUGAAAGAUACUGCAAAUAAUUACCGUCAUAAUUUUCUGGAAAUUGACAUGGGAGAUAACCAUUACACAGGUAAGGUGCUGCCAUCAGUGACAACCAUCACUUUGAAGACCUUUUUGGCUAAGCUGGACAUCCUCAGAGCAAGGGAUUCAUGGGUCCAUAAAAAAAGGCCGAGACAUGGCGAGAACACACUUGGUAAUCCGUACACAUUGUAGGAGAAUGAACCUUCCUGUCUGGCAAUAGAUGAAAUUUAAAUAAAAUUCAGCUUUUAAAAGGUUAUGCCCCAUGAUGCUGGACCAACACCCUCCCUCCUGUGUGGUCUUAGGAAAAGAUGUGGCAGUCUAUCCACUCACCACUAUGAUUAGGCAUUUUCCUUCCCAUAUAACAAUAAGUACCAACUGUGUUGGCAUAAGGAUCACAAACCUAAUAUCAUCUUGGCUCACAUUCAGCUGGGAUACACUCCGAUCUGGCAUGUCACUUGGCUGGCUAAUAAGCUGACAAGUAGUAAAGAAGAUAAACUAUUCUCUGAGGUGGAAGAUGUGUAAUGUCCUCGGAGCUCUUUAAGGCAUUUCAAUGGCUUCAGUCAUUCAGUGCUGACCCAUGUAGCUCAAUUUGAGGGUGUAUCCUUCCUGUGCAGUUGGUGAUUGACUAAUGGGAAGAGAACCGUAUUCUCACAGUGCCCAAGCAACUACCAUUAUAAGAUGAGUCGUCUCUAUCACUCCCUCUCAUUGUUUGGACAAUAUCUCCUCCCAUUACUCCACCGAUGUCCUGUGACACUGAUGACCUACAACUUCUGUAAUACUGCUGCAUGGGGUAACCUUGUGCAAAUAAACCAGCAUAAACCA
This is a messenger RNA of Homarus americanus (American lobster), 5060 nucleotides long. RefSeq names its product annexin B10-like. Lineage: Eukaryota; Metazoa; Arthropoda; Malacostraca; Decapoda; Nephropidae. The record is from RefSeq and is a predicted model, not a curated record. The transcript is spliced from 9 exons. Bases 16 to 1152 code for a protein of 378 amino acids. Gene Ontology annotation, cellular component: cytoplasm. Gene Ontology annotation, molecular function: calcium ion binding; calcium-dependent phospholipid binding.